Molecule: messenger RNA, 645 nt
Organism: Vicia villosa (hairy vetch)
Lineage: Eukaryota; Viridiplantae; Streptophyta; Magnoliopsida; Fabales; Fabaceae
Product: protein MAIN-LIKE 2-like
Exons: 2
Coding region: 1-645 (214 amino acids)
Biological process (GO): meristem maintenance; meristem development
Source: RefSeq, a predicted model, not a curated record
AUGCGCACACUAGGAACAGACGGGAGGCCUACUAGUCGACGCCGCCGCACAGCAGAUGAAGUUGGUCCCUCUGUACCAGUUCCGCCACCACAGGAGCCACCACAGCCAGUCGGGUAUCCUGGAGGACCUUCGGAUCGAUCAUUACUUGUUCGAUACGAGGACCAUGUUGCUCGUCGUCUAUGGUUCGGGGAGGAAAGAGAUCGUAAAAAGGAGCUCAAAGUCGCAGGAUAUGGGACGAAGCUUCAGGAUAAAGUUCCUCAGAUGCUCCCACCAGAGAUGGAGGCUUUGGUGUCUAGGUCAGGUCUUACUUGUCUCCAGAGGACUAGCCUGACCAAGAUAGACGUUAAUCUUGUCUCAGCAUUUGUGGAAAGGUGGCAUAUAGAGACAUCGUCAUUUCACAUGCCAUUUGGUGAGAUGAUGAUUACAUUGGACGAUGUUGCCAGUCUGCUGCACUUGCCCAUUAGAGGUUUGUUCUGGUAUCCUGAGGAGCAUGUCGCCGAGGAGAUGGCUGUUGAGCUCGGCAUCCACUACUUGGGAGUGGAGAGGGGUGAGAUGGCUCAACAUGUGCGUGAUUGUCGGGGAGCUUAUUAUUCACUGCAGUGGUUAUAUGAUAGAUACGUGGAGUAUCGUGCUGCUAGUAGCUAG